Conger conger (European conger) is the source of this 1619-nucleotide messenger RNA. RefSeq names its product regulator of G-protein signaling 2-like. NCBI's taxonomy places the organism in Eukaryota, Metazoa, Chordata, Actinopteri, Anguilliformes, Congridae. Bases 75 to 635 code for a protein of 186 amino acids. The transcript has 5 exons. The record is from RefSeq and is a predicted model, not a curated record.
GUGACUUGGAACAAGCGCUGGCAACACAUUUGCAUGGAGCUUUUGCAUUCAAUCGCCAAUGAAAAUCAACAAAAAUGGACAUAGCAUGUGUAAAUUGCGAGGACACAUCUACGCUUCACGAGAAAAAGAGGAUCAAACAUAAAACCUGGAGGGCCACAUUACGGUACCUUUUGAAAAGAUCCUCCUUGACACAGGAAUCGGCCUCAAAGAGAAGAUUUUGCAGGUUGACUCUUGAAGAACUAAAGCAAUGGGAGCUCUCUCUUGAAAGACUGCUGUCCAACCCCUAUGGGAAGGCAGCAUUCAAAGUCUUCCUGAAGUCAGAGUUCAGUGAGGAGAAUAUGGAGUUUUGGCUGGCCUGUGAGGAGUUCAGAAAAAUCCGAUCUUCGGCAAAGCUCACUUCCACAGCCAACAGGAUUUAUGAGGAGUUCAUCAAGAGCGAGUCCCCCAAGGAGAUCAACCUGGACUGCCACACGAAAGACUGUAUUGCACAGAAUCUCAAACAGCCAACUCACUCCUGCUUUGCUGGAGCGCAAACAAAGAUAUACAGCCUUAUGGAGAACUGUUCCUACCCUCGAUUCUUUCAAUCACAGCUCUACAAGGACUUCUGCGAACUGGCAGCCGGAAAAGAGACAUGACCGAAGGCUUGAAUCUGCUUUUGGAAGAUCAUCGGAAAAGCUUCCGCAUUUUAUUUCACCCACGCUCUGAAACUGAAUACGCUGGACCAGAAUAAUUUCACUCAUAAUAGUUGCCCAAGUGUUCUUGUGUGUAUGAAAAAUAUAAUUUCAGUAUGCAGAAUGUGUUACAGGUGUACUUUUGUACUUAACUCCAUCUACGGUGUUGAGAAAUCUAAGUUCCAAAUUAGUGUUGUGUUCCUAUUUAUAAGAUAAUAAAACUGCAAUAAAAACAGGAGCAGCAUUGGCUCAGGAGGUAAGAGCAGUCAUCUGGCAGUAGGAGGGUUGUAGGUUCCACCCUGGGUGUGUCGAAGCGUCCCUGAGCAAGACACCUAACCCCCAAAUGCUUCUGAUGAGCUGGUUGGUGCCUUGCAUGGCAGCCAAUCACCGUUGGGUUGGUGUGUGCGUGAAUGGGUGAAUGAGAAGCAUCAAUUGUACAGUGCUAUAUGAAUGCCAAACAUUUGACAAUGUGCAAUUUAUUUUAAUCGUGGUAAAUUACACUAUUUGUAUAUUAAUUUACAUAUACUUUAAUUCCAUUAAUUGUUGGCGUACUGUACUUUAGCAUCCUUUUUGAAAGUAUACUUUAAAUACGUUUUUAUUUGAAUGUAUUUAAAGUAGACUUUCAAAAAAGGCUACCAAAGUACAGUUACAAUUGAUGAAAUUAAAGUAUACUUUCAGUAGUAUACUACUAUAUUAGCUCUUUGUAUCCAUCCCUGGAAAGUGUACAAUGAUUACUUUUCUAACACUGAUUCAAGCUAAAGGCUAUCCGCUGUAGAGCCCUGUUGCCAUAUCUAAUUAUAUUGUUCUUUUUGUGUCAAUAAUUGUAUUGUUAUUUUGUCUGUAAUAAUCAAGUGUAGUUUAAUAUAUUAAUUUUUUAAGUUCAUGUAUAUAUGUAUGUGUAUAUAUUUUAUGUUUUUUAAGUUUUUACAUAAAAGGUUUUAGAAAAUA